Messenger RNA from Neoarius graeffei (lesser salmon catfish), 2303 nucleotides. It is a transcript of the gene clic1, whose product is annotated as chloride intracellular channel 1. NCBI's taxonomy places the organism in Eukaryota, Metazoa, Chordata, Actinopteri, Siluriformes, Ariidae. The coding region runs from base 310 to 1038 and encodes 242 amino acids. The record is from RefSeq and is a predicted model, not a curated record. The transcript has 6 exons.
GGAGACGGAGCUGAGCGCUGAAGGGAAGUGGGCUGAGUUUGGCGUUCACGAGUCUAAAAACCCUCUGAGAUAAAGUGUAAUAUUUUGAAAAGGAGUCUGCGAGUGCGCCCUGGGGGACGUUUACUUCACUUUCACGCUGGUGUUCUGCGUUUCCGUGGAGUUUUGAACGUUAUUUCGGACCGGAAGUGGGAUCAGCUCGGUGAUGAAAAUUUGACUUUUUUUUUUUUUUUUGGACACAAAACGGUUUUUAAAAGUAUUUUCAAAGGAUUUGGAUUUGUAAAAGGAGUUAUUAAGUUAAAAUAAACUAAAAUGAGCGAGGGAAAUCAACCGGAAAUUGAGCUCUUUGUGAAGGCGGGCAGUGAUGGACAGAGCAUUGGGAACUGUCCUUUUUCACAGAGGCUCUUCAUGGUGCUGUGGCUUAAAGGAGUGACGUUUAAUGUGACCACUGUUGACAUGAAGAGGAAGCCAGAUGUCCUGAAGGACCUGGCUCCAGGAGCCCAGCCCCCGUUCCUGCUCUAUGGACGGGAAGUGAAAACAGACACCAACAAGAUCGAGGAGUUUCUCGAGGACCACCUCUGCCCUCCUAAAUACCCUCGUCUGGCUGCCCAUAACCCCGAGUCCAACACUGCUGGCAUGGAUGUCUUCUCUAAAUUCUCCGCCUACAUCAAGAACUCCAACCCUGGCAUGAAUGACAACCUGGAGAAAGGCCUGCUGAAGGCUCUGAUGAAGCUGGAUGAUUACCUGAGCUCUCCUCUACCCGACGAGAUCGACGAGAACAGCGCUGAUGAAGUCACCACAUCCUCCCGCCCCUUCCUGGACGGACAGAAACUCACCCUGGCCGACUGCAACCUCCUGCCCAAGUUACAUAUCAUCAAGGUGGUGUGCCUUAAGUUUCGGGGUUUCUCCAUCCCUCGCAAUCUGUUGUCACUAUGGCGAUACCUGGAAGCCGCAUACGCUCGUGAGGAAUUCUCCUCCACGUGUCCAAGUGACGCUGAGAUCCACUUUGCCUACUCGUCUGUUGUUAAACCUCUCAAAUGAACACACACACACAGUUUUAUAUAUAAACACACACACACACAGGGUUUCUUAUUGGUUUGAAUUUCACUCGCUGUUAAAGGGACGGUUGAAAAUUUGCAUACGCUUGCUAACUUUAUAUCAAUCACAGACCGAGGGGUUUUAAAUUUAAUGAUUACGCAAAUCAUCUGCAUAUGUUCAAAAAUGAUAUUUACCGGGUUAUAGGUCACGCUUGAUUAGAAACCACACCCCUAAAUCUGAGUUUCUUGAUGUAACGGUUUAUUUUUUAAAAAUCUUAUGUUGUCAUGAAGUCUCUGUUGCUAGGCACCUGUGAGAUGUUGUCGUCGUCAUCAAGCGUGAACGAGCUUAGCUAUUGACUGAAAGUAACAAUGUGCCUAGCUAGCAUGAAGCUGUGGAGUCUUUUUGUUUAUUGGUGAAGUUUAACCUCACAAAAUCAGGAGCCUUGGAAGAGGGCGUGGCUCUUUUUUUUUGGGGGGGGGGGCGUUAAGAAAAUUCAAACUAUAUAUAGCUAGCUGAAGUUAGCUCUUGACUAAACUAAAUGGAAGACUGUAUUUGGACAGUUUGCUGAACCGUCCCCUUAACAAGCAGCUCAUAGAGGAAACUGUGCACUAGAGAGACAUUUCAGACGCAGGCUAGGCGUUCAACACACACCCUCUUCUACACUAUCAUGCUGUAGCAUCUCAUCACCACUGCUGGGGUUUUUUUUGUGUUCAGACAGAAACUAACAGCGUAUCUCAUGUUCCUAUACUUAGCUGAACAUACACACACCUCAAUUGUUACGCAUGAGUACCCACAAGGGGUGGAGCUUAAGUUAAAUUUAACCAGCCAAUCACAAACUCAUUCGAUACCUAGCCUGUAAUUUAUUCCUAUCGCAAAAUACUGACUGUAAUAUGGUAUAAUUGUUAGCUAGCUAAACAUCCCACGGUUACUGCUAAACGCAGCGUGCUAGCUUGGAUAUCUUUCGCUAGAUAAAUUAAAGCAGGCUGGCUAAAGUGUGUGAGCGGUUGCUCUCAGGAUGUCAUCAACUCGUUCUCUGUUCCUCUUUCGGAAACGAAACCUCAUGCAGCCGUUUGCUCAGCGUGUCCUAGCAACGGAGCAGCCGUGCAGUUGGACUGACUCCUAUCAGCAGAAAACCACACACUCAGACUAGGAGCUGCGUUUCAAAUCAGGGUAAGAAGGAAUGAAGUCUGAACUGCUUUGCGCAUGCAUAGAGAAAGGGGCGGAGCUAUCAGAGAGCACUCUGUUUUUUUUUGGGGGGGGGGGGGGGG